Gavia stellata (red-throated loon) is the source of this 2210-nucleotide messenger RNA. RefSeq names its product DEAD-box helicase 28 (gene DDX28). Lineage: Eukaryota; Metazoa; Chordata; Aves; Gaviiformes; Gaviidae. The record is from RefSeq and is a predicted model, not a curated record. The transcript has a single exon. The coding region runs from base 1 to 1638 and encodes 545 amino acids. Gene Ontology annotation, molecular function: ATP binding; nucleic acid binding; RNA helicase activity.
AUGGCGCUGGGCCGCGGCGGGGUGGCGGCCGCCCUCCCGCUGCUGCUGCCGCGGCGGCUGACGGCCACCCGGGCGGCGGCGGGCGCGCAGCCCCCCGGGAGCGUGGUGCGCGUCCCCUGGGCCCUGCGGCUGCGCCUGCAGCGGGGCGCGCAGCGCCGUCGGCGCGGGCAAGGGGAGGCGGCAGCGGCGGCGCGGCCCGGGAAGCUGCUGCUGCGGAGCCGGCGGCCGGAGCUGAGCCAGCCCCGCUGGCAGACGGUGGGGCGCUGGGAGCGGCCGCAGCUGGUGUCGGCGGGCUGGAAGCAUAGGAAAGCCUGCGGGGACUACUUCCAGCUGGAGCCCUCGCAGGAGGCGGCUCCCGCCCUGCAGGCGCCGUCGCCCGAUGCGGGGCAGGGCCCGUCCUUCGCCGAGAUGGGGCUGCAGCCGGCGCUGCUGGCCGGCCUGGAGGACCUCUCCGUCGACCGCCCCACGGCGGUGCAGCGCCUCGCCAUCCCCGCGCUGUGCCGCGGCCGCAGCGCCCUCUGCGCCGCCGAGACCGGCAGCGGCAAGACGCUGGCCUACCUGCUGCCGCUGCUGGACAGGCUGCUCUCCCGCCCCGAGGGGCCGGCGGCGGCGGCGGGGGCGGCGGGGCCGGCGUCGCCCCGCGGGUUAGUGGUGCUGCCGUCGCGGGAGCUGGCGGCGCAGGUCGGCGCGGUGGCGGCGGCGCUGUGCCGGCCGGCGGGGCUGCAGGUGCGCAGGCUGACGGGCGGCGGCGCGGCGGGCGGGCUGCGGAGGCAGCUGCGGGCGCCGCCGCCGGGUGCCGCCGUGCUGCUGGGCACCCCCGGGGCGCUGCGGGAGGCGCUGCGGCGGCGCUUCCUGGGCCUGGGGCGGCUGCGCUGGAUGGUGCUGGACGAGGCGGACGCCCUGAUGGACGACUCCUUCGCGGGGCCGCUGGAGGAGAUCCUGGCACACGCGCCCCUGGCCUCUGGCGCCCCCGGGCCGUCCGGCCCCGGGGAGGCGAGGACCCAGGUGGUGGUGGUCGGAGCCACCUUCCCCGCGGGGCUGAGCCAGACGCUGGGGAAGUUCACCGACGUGGGCCGGUUUGUCACCCUCACCACCCGGAGCCUGCACCGCCUGCCACCCCACGUCCAGCAGAAGUUUGUCCGCCUAAAAGGCCGGGACAAGCUGCCCGAACUGCUGCAGCUACUCAAGGAGCGUCCAGCGUCCCACGGGGCUGUUCUCAUCUUCUGCAACAGUGCCAGCACUGUCAACUGGCUGGGCUAUAUCCUGGAUGACCACAAAAUCAAGCACUUGAGGUUGCAGGGACAGAUGUCAGCAGCUGCUAGAGCUGGCAUCUUUGCUUCUUUCCAGAAGGGUGACGUGUCUGUCCUUGUCUGCACUGACCUUGCCUCGCGGGGGCUGGACACCAGCAGUGUGCAGCUAGUGGUCAACUAUGACUUCCCAGACACCCUACAGGACUACCUGCACCGUGUGGGGCGGGUUGGACGGGUCGGAAGCAAGGUGCCUGGAGCCGUGGUUAGUUUUGUCACUCAUCGGUGGGAUGUGGAUCUGGUGCGGAAAAUAGAGACUGCAGCCCGGAAGAGGACAGGUCUUCCAGGCAUGGACUCCUCUAUUAAUGAGCCUGCACUUGAAAGAGGUUGAUUGAAGUUGCCAAGUGGUAAUAAAUGGCCUGGUAGGGACUAAGCUUGAAGUCAUUAAGGCAGAGCAAAUGAACUUAUGUGUGUAAGCUAGACUAAAAGAAUGGAGAAUUGAGUUUCAGAACCAGGUGAUCAGGUUAACUUUGUGCACUGUUCUAGAAGCUGCAGUAGUCAUUUCCAUAGGCUUUCCAAAAGGAAGCUAGUAAGUGAGUAACAAAAUGCCUUUGGAGAAGACUGAAGAAUGAUCUCAUCAGUUGAUAUGGUUUGAUUUUGUUGAGACUUUUAACUUCAAAUCAGAAUGAAAGUAUGCCUGUAUGAUGUGCAGCUCUGUUGCAUUUCAUUGCUUCCCACCACUAGCAGCUAAACAUUCAUUAUUAAAACUUAAAAAUUACUACUGUGGCAGGAAAGAAAAAGAAAAUAUUUUCCUAACUUUGUUAUAACUUUGACCAGUUAUAGAUACAUGUAGAAAGACUAAAGGGCAAAUUAUAUUUUAUUUUCUUGUGAUGUAGCAGUUCGUUCAGAGAAUUCUAGACCAGAUUGGUGGGAAUGAGAAGGCACAAUAAAGCUUAAGGCUUU